AUGCACUAUUCGCCUCGCGAGGUUGAGAAGCUUCUCUUUUCUCAGGCCGGUCGUCUUGCACAGAGGCGUCUGGCCCACGGAAAGAAGCUGAAUCAUCUCGAAUCUACUGCUCUCAUCGCUACUGUUCUCCAAGAAAUCAUUCAUAACGAAGAUUACUCUGUCGCGGAUCUCAUGAAACUCGGCAAGGGGAUUUUGGGUCGACGACAUGUCCACCCUUCUGUCGUGGGCACGCUCAAGCAGAUGCAGGUUGAAGGAACCUUGAAGACGGGAACUCACUUGAUCACUAUUCACGACCCAAUUAGCACUGAUGAUGGUGACUUGAAGAUGGCUCUGUAUGGAAGCUCCCUCCCAGUUCCUUCUCACGACUUGUUCCCCGCUACUAAUGAAUCGGAUUUCCAUCCGUUGGCCAUGCCAGGCGCGAUUCAUCCAGCGGACACUGGAGACAUCAUUCUCAAUCCAGGCCGCGACCGAGUCAGACUCACCGUCACGAACAAGGGCACUCGAGCUGUCCAUAUCGGCUCUCACUUUCACUUCAUGGAAACAAACCCUGAUCUCGACUUCGACCGCGAGAAAGCCUACGGCUAUCACCUCGAUCUUCCGGCUGGAGAGUUUCUGCGCUUUGAACCGAAGGAACCGAAGACAGUGACUCUCGUUCAAAUUGGAGGUUCUAGGAUCAUCCAAGGCGGAAGUGGCUACGCCAAAGGUCCUGUCGAUCCCAGCAACGUUCAGAAGAUCUUACAUCAACUGCAACAAGCCGGGUACCGACACUCGCCUGAAGAAUCAACGAGACUUGAGACAUUUCAGCCUUGCUCGAUCAGUAGGGAGAAGUAUGCCUCUACAUAUGGUCCCACGACAGGUGAUCUUAUCCGUCUGGGCUCAACUGACCUCUGGGUCAAACUCGAGAAAGAUUAUACGUCUUAUGGCGAUGAGUGCACGCUAGGCUGCGGAAAGACUAUCCGAGAUGGCAUGGGAGCUGCAAGCGGCCGCUCUGACGCGGAUUGUCUUGACUUGGCUGUCAUCAACGCCGUCAUCAUUGACUGGACUGGCAUUUUCAAGGCUGACAUUGGUGUCAAGAAUGGUACCAUUGCUGGCAUUGGAAAGGCUGGUAACCCAGCAACGAUGGAUGGUGUUUCUGAUAACAUGGUAAUUGGAUCGAACACCGACAUCAUUGACGCUGGUGGUAAGAUCGUCACCGCUGGUGGAAUUGACACGCAUGUCCACAAUAUUUGUCCACAGCAGGCAUUCGAGGCCAUCUCAUCCGGCAUCACGACACUCUUUGGGGGAGGAACCGGUCCAAGUACAUCUUCUACAGCAGUCAACGGCACCGCGAGUAAGAAGUACAUCCGACAAAUGAUGCAAGCGUGCGACCAACUUCCCCUUAACUUCGGCCUCGUCGGAAAAGGCAGCGACUCUGAAAGGGUCGGUCUUCUCGACCAGAUCAAGGCUGGCGUUAUCGCGCUGAAGCUGCAUGAGGACUUUGGCUGCACGCCUUCAACAAUCGACAACUGCUUGGACGUCUGCGAAGAACAGGACAUCCAAUGCCAUAUCCACACCGACGGUCUCAACGAAGCAGGCUUCCUCGAACACACCGCAGCAAUCUUCAAAGGGCGUAGCAUUCACGUUUAUCAUGUUGAAGGCGCGGGAGGAGGCCAUGCGCCAGACGUGAUCAAGCUAGUCGCCUAUCCCAACGUCCUCCCUAGCAGCACGACCCCAACCAUGCCUUUUACGACCAACACCAUCGACGAGCAUAUUGACAUGGCCGCCAACUGCCAUCGCCUGUCAAAGGAUAACCCCGAUGACGCUUCGUUCCUUAAGAACCGCAUCAGGGAGGAGACAAUCUCAGCCGAGGAUAUUCUUCAUGACAUUGGGGCAAUCAGUAUCAUGUCAUCUGACUCGCAAGCUAUGGGUCGAUCAGCAGAGGUGCUGACAUGCACUUGGAAAGCAGCGCAUAAGAACAAAGUCCAACGCGGACCAUUGGACGAGGACAAAGAUACAGGUGCAGAUAACUACCGCGUCAAGCGGUAUAUCAGCAAGUAUACCAUCAAUCCUGCGAUCACCCAAGGAAUAAGCCACGCCGUUGGUAGUGUUGAGGCUGGGAAACUGGCCGACCUGGUAAUCUGGGACCCCGCUGAGUUUGGAACCAAGCCUUUCCAGGUUUUGAAGAAGGGUUUCAUUACAUAUGUACAAAUGGGUGACCCCAACGGAGCCGUAGCAGACGUCGAACCUUUGAUCGGUCGACCGAUGUAUGGAGCUCUACAUCCCGAAUCGAGUGUUAUGUUUGUAUCACAAGCAAGCAUCGCAAAAGGCGGCGACGUUCAUUCGUAUGGCCUCAGGAAACAGAUUGAGAUUGUUAAGAACUGCCGAACUGUAAAGAAGCGUGAUCUCAAGUAUAACAGCGCGACACCAAAGGUUGAGGUAGACCCUGAGACUCUGGUUGUUACUUGCGAUGGAAAGGAACUCAGGUCUGAGCCGGCGAGCUCUCUGCCUCUGACGAGACAAUCGUUCUUGUAUUAG
This is a messenger RNA of Fusarium fujikuroi IMI 58289, 2514 nucleotides long. RefSeq names its product probable urease. The transcript has 11 exons. NCBI's taxonomy places the organism in Eukaryota, Fungi, Ascomycota, Sordariomycetes, Hypocreales, Nectriaceae. Gene Ontology annotation, cellular component: urease complex. The record is from RefSeq and is a predicted model, not a curated record. The coding region runs from base 1 to 2514 and encodes 837 amino acids. Gene Ontology annotation, biological process: urea catabolic process. Gene Ontology annotation, molecular function: nickel cation binding; urease activity.